GCUUGACGUCACUACAAAUGUUUUGUUUAAUUUAGCGGGUUUUUUAUUGUCUAAACACCGCCCCGCCAUGAAAAUCCUGUGCGAGGUCCAAGUGGUGAACCGAACUACACAGGCUAACCGGACACCGCGACCCGUAAAAUCCACUCUCGCCAUUGGCUACAAGCAGAGUGCCAGAGACUCAAAUGGGAACACCAAGAAAGAGCUGGAAAUGGUACUCUUCAGUGGACAAAAUAAGACUGGCAGUCGCUACAAGGUCAAGGAUAAUAUACAUGCAGUGCACACAAAGUUUGUACUAGACGGCAAAACCACCAUAGGUUUCCUACAGCCGCCGGAAAAUCUACUAAUCAAGUGCGACCCCAUUCAACUGAAGGGCUUCCUGCAGACCCUCAAACUGGGCAUGGAUGGUAAAGAUGCCAUCAAUCUGAGACUGAACAUUGCUGCCGCAACGGCUAUUCCACAGAAAGCGCAGCCCCAGGUGCGCAUGGUAAUAAGCAAGCGAAGCGAAUACCCCAUUAAGGGAUUCCCACGCACACUCAAGGCGCUGACCAUCAACAACAGCCAGCUUGUAAAGCUGAGCUUUGAGAUCUGCUCGCUCCGAAAUCUUACAAAGCUAGAUGUCAGCGGCAAUAAACUAACUAAGAUUCCUAAGGAGUUGGGUCGCCUGUCGCUGAACUCCCUGCACUUGGGCAGUAAUUGCUUGGGCGAACUAAACGACUGGUGCUGGCUACGGGGUACUAAUUUAAGUAAAACACUUGGCGAGUUGGAUCUCUCGAGCAACGGCCUGACCCAUUUUCCUCCUCCUCUGGUCAAAUUUGAGCGAUUGGUCUCCCUUAAUCUCAACGAUAACCUACUUAGUCGACUGCCCUUCUCUAUACGCCGUCUGCAGGCUCUACGAAAACUGCACGUGUGCAGCAACAAACUAGAGUCUUUGCCUGCUGCCAUCGAAGAUCUGCACAUUGACCUGUUGGAUGUGUGGGGCAAUUGCUUUAAGGCCUUCAAUGCAGAGGCUGCGCAACAAUUCACUCAGCAAAAGGCAGUCGCUAACACACCGCAUCCACUUUGGCUCCAGGCAGCCCGAGCCGUAGACACUUAUAAGCUGCCUUUGCCAGCGGGCUCUAUUCCUUCUGUGCUCAUUGAACUGAUCUGUGAGGCACCAAAGUGCCUGUGUGGUGUACUAUGCUAUGCUCUGCGCAAGGAGGAUCUGCUCCAGCGUGUUAUACAGCCAAAAUUCACCAAUAUAAAAAACCUUACAUACAGUCGCGAGCAUCAGAUCUACGCGGAUGUGGUUCUCUGCGGACCCAAAUGCAGUGCAUCGGCGCAACUUAAGCCCUUCAUGAGCGUAAUGUUUCCCUGAUUGGAUCAGGUAGUUGUAUUUGGAGCAUAUUUUUUAGCUAUAAUAGAUAUUAUUUAUAUUAUUUGCAUAACCCCCAUCGUCGGAUUAUAAAAAGGCGGUGGGGUCUCAUUUAGAUUUAGAUAUUUAUAUAUUUUUGAAAAUAGUUUUUGUUUUCAUUCCCCCAUAUACUUUAUCUUGUUGAAACUAAACUGCCAAUAAAAGCGAAUUUACCAUCAAAAGAGAUAGGAAUUUAAGCUUAAAUAAGAAUAUUUCACGAAUAAUUCGUAAAAAUCUGAUUCGAUUUAUAAAUUUUGAUGUAUCAAAA
Drosophila eugracilis is the source of this 1658-nucleotide messenger RNA. It is a transcript of the gene Lrr47, whose product is annotated as leucine-rich repeat protein 1. Bases 68 to 1354 code for a protein of 428 amino acids. NCBI's taxonomy places the organism in Eukaryota, Metazoa, Arthropoda, Insecta, Diptera, Drosophilidae. The transcript is spliced from 2 exons. Gene Ontology annotation, molecular function: protein binding. The record is from RefSeq and is a predicted model, not a curated record.